Molecule: messenger RNA, 2085 nt
Organism: Phaeodactylum tricornutum CCAP 1055/1
Lineage: Eukaryota; Bacillariophyta; Bacillariophyceae; Surirellales; Neidiaceae
Exons: 2
Coding region: 1-2085 (694 amino acids)
Molecular function (GO): protein binding
Source: RefSeq, a predicted model, not a curated record
AUGUUCGGUUGGGCAACGCAACAAUUUGAGAAACUUUCUCAGACGGUUGCGCCACCACCGACCGACCCAGCCUCCCGCUUUGUCUUCUGCUGCCAAAAACUCGAUGAAGACGGUGCCAUUAAAUGUGUCAGUGAACUGUACGGCGUGGCAACGAUCGUUGUAGCUGUCAAGGGUCAGGUGCCAUUGCACGUUGCCUGUACGUACGCAUUGCCUACUUUGAUACGCCAUAUUUUGUCCCAACCGGGAGCCGACCCGAACGUCGUCGAUGCGUCCGGCAACACACCUUUGCACUGUGCCGUCAUGUCCAACAAUCAAGAGACCACGUUGAUGGUUGUAAAAAUGCUGCUGCAAGAGUACCAGGCUUCAGUCUUGGCAAAGAACGCUUCUGGGCAAACACCGUACGAUGUUGCCAGUUUAAAUAUGGUGCGGCAGUUUUUACUGCCGCUGCAGUUGCAACAAGAAACGCAAGCUGCUCUAGACAACGGAGGUGUUGGAUUGCCGCCAGGAAUUGAUAUGGGUGGUCUAAAGAUUUCGAAUGCGCAUCUGCCGCCACCCCCCCAUGGCCCCCACGAGCGGCGGAGGCAUGUCGUUGACGAACACUGGUGGGACCCGCUACGCACCACCACCCUCCUUGGUAACUGGACCCCCAGCAACAUCCACUGCGCCAUCGGCACAUUAUACAUCACCGUCAUCGGUACACUCGAGCGUGUCUCCGCACGGUUCUACCCUAUUGCAACAGUCUCUCCAUUGGCGAUUCCCGGCCCCCCUUCAUCGGGGAACUCGGACUAUGCUCGAACGGGAUCAUCCUCGGCCGCCUUCUACAAACCAUCAAGUCAGAGUGGGCGAAGUUUCAUCCGACCCGACGGCUUCCACUCAUCAAGUUCCGACAAGUCUUUGCAGCAAAAGUAUGGACACGAUACCACUGCAUAUUCCAAUGCUCCGCCCCCGCCGAUGAGCUCAGGAAACGCAAUAACUUCGGCGCCGUCUUCACUGAACGGGAACGCCGGUCCAAAUCCAUUUGCCGGUGGAGCCUCCGCGAUGCGGCAACGGGGAUCUGGCCGCUACGUUGCGUACGGUCCCGUGAGUAUUCAUCCCCAUUCUUUCAAUGGAGCUACAAACGCGGGGUCGGUGCCGAUUCCCGCUUAUACGAAUUUCGCUCCUGCCCCCGUCACGGGACAAGACUCAGAAUUUUCGCAUGCCUCUGUGUAUUCUCAUCAGGAAACACUGUCUGGCGCGGGUUUAAUUUCUACAAAUACACCAAAUGGAUCCGCACAAAAUAUACCUUCUCCGGUCGCCACUGGUUCCGUUACGGCAAACUUUCCACCACCACCCUCCAGACAACAGCCCGGUGCACUCGCUGCUCAAAAUUCUCAACGGGAGGUGUCAGGUUGGUCCCAAACAUCUCGAUCUUCGAGUAUGGGUUCGACUCCUAGUGGUCACGGUAUUGCCCGCGUAUCAAGCACGAAUUCGGCUGCCGACGUUUUUGCAACGCCAUCGCCUGAUAAGGCCCAUCGACCUGCUGCUGAGCAGUCCACUAUACCAUCGCCCCAAAAUCUCCAUCAAUCCAUGUCGGAACAAAGUCCAGCGUCAGCCUUGUUUUCCAAACCGAGCCCAACGGUGGCAGCCGACAUCUUUGGGGCCCCUAAACCGGAACCCUCAGUCACUGAAACGUUUGCACAAGGCAGCGGUGCACCAAUCGUGACUGAAGGCUCCGGGGGAACAACUACUGUUCGACCCUCACAAUCAGUUCAGUCAGGAAACUUUCCGUUGGUUGCACCUGGCCCGGGAAACAUUGCUGCCGAUCUUUUCUCAAAACCUGCUGUGGCUAGUGCAAUUCGAAAUCCAGUCGCUGUGGCCGAAGCAGGAUCAGGUUUCCCAUGUAGUCAGAACCAAUCAUACGUCCCGUCUCCAGAUGACUCAAAUGUUCCCGCGGAAGACGGUGAGGAUACCAUGCACGAAGUGCCUUUAACACCAUCUAUCGAACCGCCGAAGCAGGCAACUGGCACUGCCUCCGAUUUGAAGGGUACAGAAAAUGCCUUGUUCCAAGCCAUAGGUAUGCCACCUCCUCCCUUUUCCAAGAAGUAG